GUGCUUCGUUCCAGGCUUUCCAAAAGCCCUAAGGAUUUUGGAGUAUUUCGCAGCUUUCUCCCUUGAGAAAGUACUUUUGCUUGAAAAUAAGGCCAUAUUCGGAAUCAGCGUCAAAAUCUGCGUCUGGUGACAUGCUUUUUAACUGCUUUGCUGGAAAAUAACUUUUAACGUUUUUUCUCAGGCUUCAGCCCCUAAACCAGUACUUCGUAGAACAGGCGAAAAUCUUUUUUUUUUCGAAAAUCUUUAUUUUUGCGUUUAAAAUCAUUUAGUUUUACAAGAAAUAGCGUUUUAGCACUGCUGCGAUAAUGCGAAACGGAAAAUGCGAGACCAAACAAGAGAUAAAGUUGUCUGGCAAAAAGUUUCAAGUGGAUCUUGGCCAUAGAUUUCCAAGAAAAAUAAUUUGUUGCGAAAAAUAAUGAACUUACACAUCAUUCGAUGCAGAUUUUCAUGCGGAUUCCGAAGAUCUAACUAGUUUUUAUUAAAAGCGGAUUCUAUGUGGAACAAAUUGUAAAAACCCUCGAAAACCUCAAAAAAUCAUGGUUUUUGAAAAACUAUACUCAUCCAGGAUUAAAAUGUUCAAAACUGUUUCCGCGGUGUCGAUAUAGGAGGAAAAAGUCAGUGAGUUGGAAUGAAUGCGUAAGAAUUCAUAUUAGUUAUUCCUAGCGUAGCCGAAACCCAUUGGUUUGUAAUGAGAAAAAUCAUUAUAAUCCUUCACCAAAACAGGAAUAAAAUCCAUCAAAUUUUUCCUCGUAUUUAGAUAGGCUUCUAUUCGUCAUCACAAUCACGGACAACUCUGUAGGUUUGUAGGUUGUUACAAAUGCACAUUUCGAUUUAACGACUGCAAAAAUCAGUCGAGUUGUGUGUAGUGGUUUCCUAAAAUAUUUCAAAAUUAAAACAUGCAUUUUACGUGGGAAAAGACAGAAGAUGACCUUUGCGGGCUUUUUGAGCAUUGUAUAAGCGGUAUUUUUUCAAAAACCUAGCUUAUAACGGAUCAGUAAUCACACCCAUCGAUAUGGGGGACGAUCAUAUUCGGAAUCAGCACGCUCGAUUACCUAGAAAAUCUGAUUUCGUGCAGUUGAGAAGAAUUUUUGGUGGUGAGCCUGGUUUUUCAGGGGUUUUCUGGAAAACCGACAGGAUCUUUUCAAUUUCUGACAUCGCCAUUAGACUCAGCAUAGUCGAAAACCUACAAAAAAAUGUUUUUGGAUUCAAAAAACGUUAACGGGGAAAAAAUGCCGCCUGCUCUAUGAGAAAAUGCCCACUGUGCAGAGUCUUUAAAUAAUGAUUUUUUUCUGGACACUUACUCAAGUAAAUUUUUUCUGAACACGUAGAUUUGUGGAGCAGACUUUUCUGAUCAAAAUAAGACAUUGUACAACUCUGUGUGAUCUUUCGUUCAAACAUUACAAGCAUUUUUCCUACAUGUUCUAAAACAGACCAAGGAAUUCACAAGGUUUUCUCUCAAAACACGUUUUUUGUUCGCACAUGUCCAGCUAGGGGCACUUUUUUUAAAUAUACAUCAAGCUAAAAAUCUCGAGCUGGUUUUAUUUAAACCAGACGCCUAAUUGUGUGGGCUGAUGGAAGCGGAUUUUUGAAUCAGGCCUUAGUUUUCCAGAAAACUAAGGAUUUCUGGAAAAUACGUUAGAAUUUUUCGGGUUUUGAGGAUGUUGGAUCUCUGGAAAACGAACGAAGGCCUAAAUUAAAAAUCUGGCCCCAUUAGCCCACGCAAUUAAGUGUCCAGUUUAAAAUAAAACCAACCCGAGAUCUCUAGCGUGAAGUAUAUUUAAAAAAGGUGCCCCACAGUGGAGCGUGGGUUUUUGACCUUGGACUCUGGAAAACCCCGGAACGGUAGCAGAUAGCAAGAAAACAAAUUCAUAGUCACACUUUGAUAUGGCAAACAUUUACUGAAAUCGGAUGUAAGACAAAAAAGUUUUUUUCUGGGGGGCGGCCCUUACGAGAUGACCUCUUAGUUUGCGGAAAGCCUCUGAAAAAAUUCGGAAGCAUCUACGUGACAGAGCCCAAAAUGAAUCAGGAAAACCUGAUUAAAUUUGAUUCCUGGUAACAUUUCUAUACGAAAAAACAUUGCAUACAUCAUGAUGUGUCACAUGAGUUACCUUGCGCAAUGACUCAUGCAGAUUGAGUAAUAACGUUACUACAACGAAUAAGCAUUUCGACGUCUUGCAUCAGACACUUGGAGUAAACUUGAAUGGUGAAUUUGCACAAAAAGCCGCACAAAUCAUAAAAGAUUCACAUCUUAUUUGGAAACAGGAUGCAUAUGUGCUGUACAUUUCACGAUAAUGAUCUUUCUCAUGCAGGAAUUUUGCACUGAAUUGUUUACUCUGAUGAAGAAUACUUUUUUGUGACUACUUAGGCGUAUAUCAUGCGAACAUUUUAUGAUUUGUGCAGCUUUUAGUGCAAAUUCACCAUUAAAGUUUACUCCAAGUAUCUGAUGCAAGACAUCGAAAUGCUUAUUUGUUGCAGUAAGGUUAUCUGUUAGAUUAUUACUCAAUCUGUAUGAGUCAUUGCGCAAGACACCUGUGUGAAACAUCAUGACGUAUGCAAUGUUUUUUCUUAUAUGAAGCUAUGUAGAACAGAGAUUUUGUAUUCUUUCUCUUAUCAUUAUGGCCUCGUGCACUAUUAUUUCGUCGGGCUGCAACGACCCCUCGUUGGUCAAUCUACGCAUUCCAUUUCGAAACAAUAACGAAAAUGCAAAUUGUCUUCCACGGAUUAUUAUUGUCAUUGAUCGUUCCGGUUCAAUGGCUGGAGGUGAGAUUGUCUUCUGUUAACAAGAAAAGGUCUUUUUCGACUUGACUGAGAUAUUGAAUUUUCACUGGGCUUUCCCUGCAGGACUCCAGUUUUCCGGUAGAAUUAAAUUUUCGAAUUUGGACCUGAAACGUAGCACAGCCUCUGUUAGACUAGCUUGUAUAAAAGGAGUUUGUAAAUAAUUAAAGAAUUUUUUAAAACAUACAUGGUUUUAGCAACACUGUCUUGCAGCCCCUAUAUUCUGGAAAAUUCAUAUCUCGAACAUACAAUAAAAAUUAUGAAACCAUUUAUACACGCUAGUGUAACAGAAGCGAAAAAUUUAAUUUCUCGGUCAAAUCGAAAAAAGAGCACAUAUCCUCUUAGGGUUUUUCUAGAUUUUUGCCUACCGGUUCUGUAUUCCUAAUUCCGCUUCUCAAAAGACACAAAAUUUUCUACGAAUGGAUUUGCAAAUGAAUAUAAAAAACUGUUGUUUUAGAUGGUGUCCACAUCCACACACAAAAAUAGUCUUUUUCUUUGCAGAACAGAAUUAUUUUUAAUUGUCAAGCCAUUCUGUAGACAGUUGUUUCCUCCACAAACAUGCAUUAUUAGAAUAACAACAUUGAUGACUAUGGAUACGACAAAAAGAAAGAACUGCGAGCGUUCGCAUGAAGCUGAGCAAACGACCGAAAGUGCUACCUAUUAAAAAUCUAUUGGAUAGUCUGCCUUGUGCAGUUUUCGACGUUCUUUCCAUAGUGUAUUUGGAAGUUAAAUUUUAUAUUACGAGGGAACAUUGCCAGGUGAUCAAAGCCGUUUAAGCUGAUAUUUUAGGGUAGAUAGGUACCACUAAGAUAUGAAGAAUCUCCAGAGGGUUUGGGCUGAUAUGCCUUUUUGACACUGAUACGAGUUAAUAUAAAAUGAAAAUGUCAUUAAUAAUAAUUAAUUAAUAACUCACGACGUUUAGCAGUUAGAAAUCUGAACUUUUUAGCAUUCUUGAAGAGAGAUGUUGUAGUGACAUUUUAAGGCUUAUAAACCAAAAUUUCACAAGAUAUGAAUUUUUUAUGAUUUUUGUAGAUUUUAGCAAAAAUUCACCAUUGAAAAUCCCAAAACAUGUUGUUGCCUUUUAAAUCCCUUUGUUUCUGCUACAGACGUUCAAAUGUUGAACUGCGGGCUGAUUUAACAGGGAACAGACGGUUAAGUGAAGACUAUUUAGUGAUGAGAAAGUUUUUCGGACUACACUUGCUUGAGUGACCGUAUUAUUAUUAUUAAACACAAAUAAUUAGGUCCAUGGAAGCAAGUUCAAUCAGCGGCAAAGGCAAUUCAUGGAAUGAUUGCACAGCACGCGAAAACUGCUGAUUCAGAGCCUAUUGUUAUUACAUACAAUGAUACAGUGUCGAUCACAAAUCUGGCGGCCAUUGCUAAUACAACAGCAAUGGGAUCGACUGAUUUUAUCAAAGUAUUCAAUCAGGUUCAAACGACAGUGAAACAAAUUGGUGCUCAAAAGCGCAUCGUUAUUUUAUUUAUGACCGAUGGAUGUGACUCAUGCAAUCGACCUAAUGCUAUUGCCGAUGCGCACACUAAGUUACGUAUGUUUUUGAGAAAUUGUGGUUCCGAUUGUGUUGUACAUGUCAUCGGCUAUUCGAGUGGCCAUGAUCUGAAUAUGAUGAACACUUUAAAGACCUUGGGUUCAAGUGAAGGUGUCUAUCGAUAUGCGGAAGGUUCAGUGGGAUUGGACGAAAAGUUUUGUGAAUUGUUCGAAUUUGCUGGAUCAACUGUUGAACUUACACUUCGAAUGCCAAACAUCAAAGAGCCAAUCAAAGUAACCGGUGAAAUGAUCGAUGCUGAUUAUGUCGAAGCCGAAUGUUGGUUAUUGUUGCAUGAAAAUAACCAGGAGCCAGUGGUAGUAACACUUGGUACUAACGAACAUCGUCUCGUACCAACAUUUGUUCAGCCCGAUGCGGCUUUUAUUAUCAAAGCAUUAUCGAAGCGUCUGAAUGAUGUAACAAAUCAAAAAGAGCUAGAUCAAAUUCAAACUGAACUACAAGCAGUUAAAAUGUUUGGAGCUGGUGUCACAAAAGUGGAACGCCAAGGUAUAAUCGAACUCAGGGCUGAGCUUCAGACGCGUCUGGAUGCUCUACAUGCUAUCAUGGGUGAUAUUGCACGCGGGUCACUCAGUCAAACCGCUGCUCUUGCCAAAAUGAAUGAUCUACGAUAUGCCGACAAGUAG
Messenger RNA from Didymodactylos carnosus, 4960 nucleotides. Lineage: Eukaryota; Metazoa; Rotifera; Eurotatoria; Philodinida; Philodinidae. The record is from the annotation of a GenBank genome assembly.